AUGCUGACUUGUGGGGUGGGGCGGCGGGGGCCGGGGCGCGGGUGGGGGGGGGGGGGGGGGGGGGGGGGGGGGGGGGGGGGGGGGGGGGGGGGGGGGGGGGGGGGGGGGUGGGGGGGGGGGGGGUGGGGGGGGGCGGGGGGGGGGGGGGGGGGGCGGGGGGGGGGGGGGGGGGGGGGGGGGGAGGGGGGGGGGGGGGGGGGGGGGGGGGGGGGGGCGGGGGGGGGGGGGGGGGGGGGGGGGGGGGGGGGGGGGGGGGGGGGGGGGGGGGGGGGGGGGGGGGGGGGGGGGGGGGGGGGGGUGCGGGGGGGGGGGGGGGGGGGGGGGGGGGGGGGGGGGGGGGGGGGAGCUGCGGGAGCCUGA
Dicrocoelium dendriticum is the source of this 360-nucleotide messenger RNA. Lineage: Eukaryota; Metazoa; Platyhelminthes; Trematoda; Plagiorchiida; Dicrocoeliidae. The record is from the annotation of a GenBank genome assembly.